AUGGUGGGAUUCCAAUGGAAGUUAGAGCAAGCUCAUCUUGGCACGGAUCUGUCAUAUGGUGGUCUCACUUUGGACUUAGUCAAAGCAUUCAAUCUUAUCGGUCGUGAACCGGCAGCAGAGGCAAUGCUUCACUACGGACUCCCACCUGAGUGGGUGCAAUUUUGGUUCUCCUCUAUAUCCGACAUGGACCGAGUCUGGGAAGUUAAUGGAAGCUUAUCUCAGCCCUUCAAACCAACUACAGGCUGUCCUGAGGGAGAUACAUGGUCGGUUGCCGCUAUGCUUGCGCUGUCCAAUGUGUGGAUACACAUGCUGCAAGAUACUCCAAAGCCAGUGGCCCCUCUGUCCUAUGCAGACAACCUUGGAUGGUCGGCACAAGACCCUGAUGCUCAUCAAGAUGCUCUCACUUUGACACUAGCCUGGUCCCAUGCCCUUAAGCUGCAGGUCGACUGGAAGAAAACGUGGGUGUGGGCCACUGACAGCACUCAUGCGGAUGCCUGGCGACAACAUCGACGUCAUUUUCCGGAAUUACAGGACGUCCUUAAAGUUACCGAUGCUCGAGAGCUGGGCUAUAUGAUAGCGUAUUUGAAAUGUCAGAACAAGAAGACUUUCUUUGCUCGACAUUCUGAAGCUCUUGAACAAUGUCGUCGGAUUUCACGGUUACCUCAUCCUUUGUCAGUUAAAGGGAACCUUCUUCGAGCGCCGCUCUCCAGACUCCUUUAUGGAACAGAGUUGCAUAUGGUAUCCUUGGAGCAUUUGAGACAACUCCGCACAGCCAUGGCCCGGGCGCUACUGGGUGGACAGUCUCAACCCAAUCCCUAUUUGGCACUGGCAAUUCUACACAAAGACAUCCUUGAUCCGCACUUUCAGCUCCUCUACCAUGCAUUCCGUACUAUCCGUCGGUUUUUGUGGUCCCGGCCGGUUGAAGACCGUGGUCACUUCUACCGUCAGGUUGUCCGACACUCUGGCCAUCCUUGGCAUGUUUAUGGCCCGGCGGGUACACUCCGCUACCAUUUGGAUUUCCUUGGAUGGACUAUGAAUAUUCAUGGUCAGAUUUUGACGGAUGCAUUUGGAAACGUGGAGUUCCUGACAAGUGCCCCUGCGCAUCUCCACCAAGAACUGGUCUUCGCAUGGGAACGACAUGUCCAACUUCAGCUUCACGCCAGACAUGAUUGGAAAGGUGUACCGCAACCGGAUUUUGCCACCACAGCCUCUUUGUUCACUAAACUUCCAGCUGACCGUCAGCGAAUUCUGGCAGGUGAACUCACUGGUUCCUUUCAACUUCAGCACCGCAAGACAAAAUGGGUUGAAGGGUUAGAUGAGCAUUGUCCCCUUUGUGGUGGAGAUGACACUGUUGAACACCGGAGGCUCCUUUGCCCCGCUUUACAGCAGGCUCGAAUGGCACAUGGUGACGUUGUAUCCCAUUUGCUGGAGGUUGACUCUCUCACGCUCCCAGUGAUAUACAGACACCCUGAGCACAUUUUUGACCACUGGUGGAGUCAUCACAUUCCUGAUGCCACGUUGAUGCCACAGGCUAAGCAACUCCUUGCACAGGAUUGUGCCCAGGGUCUGCGACCCUUGGUAUUCACAGAUGGCUCUGCAGCUCCGCCAGCAUACCCAGAAGCUCGCCAAGCAGCUGGUGCUGCUGUUGUGAUCUCCAGGAGUCAGGUUGCGACACCAACUCAGUGGGAAAUGUUGCUGCAUACUUAUUUUGCCUCAUCCAUGAUCCCACCGGAGUUCGUCACAAUGUGUGUGAUGCCUACAUCAGGAUCUCAGACGAUUCCUCGGUCGGAGUUAGCUAUAGUUGUGCAGGUCAUCCAGCAGAGCUCCUGUGUUGAGAUUGUGACUGACUCUCAAUAUGUGAUUGACCUCCACUGCCGAGUGAAGGCCCAGUCGGAUAUCGCAGCACUUCAGGCCCUUCCAAACUUUGACCUGUUGUAUCAGCUCUUUCGCCUACAGCGCCAGCCUGGCUAUGACGUUGUGUUCACUAAAGUGGCCUCUCAUGCACUGGCUCCAGGAGCCCCAACAUGGGAACGAGUUCUCCAAUUAGGCAAUGAGGCGGCGGACCAAGCGGCCAAAACUGCCCGGACCCAACUUGUUGAUGCCUGUCGACAGGUGCCAACCUCACACUAUCUGCAAGAACGUCAACGGGUCAGUGCACAAUUCGCACUAUGCUAUGAUGUUGGGUGCCUGCGGAAAAAUCUGUUGCAGACUACGGAGACCACGACUUUGCCUUCGCAACCUGCAUCUGAUUUUCUGGAUACUGAGGUUGCAGACCCUCACAUGUUCCCUCCCCAACUUCAUCAGACACCACUGAUCCGCUUCAGCUUGUGGGGAGCAGGAUUCACUGAAGGGAUCCUCUUCUGGGCAUCAAGCGUUAGAUGGCCAAGAGACAGUUUUUGCACAGCAAAGGCUGACAUUGGAUCGGUUAGCGUUACUUGGAUGGAGCUCCUCAUUGACUGCCAGUUUACGCUCCAACUUCAAUGGCCGCAUAGCACUGUCAGUUCGAAGCACCCUCCAAUACUCCGACAUCCUGGUAUCCAUGGUGUCAACCAAGUGGAUGUGCCAUUCAGCUGGAACCUCAGCAACUUUCGCCGAGCAAUUCGGCACCUGGAGGACCUCUUGGGAUUGCAGCUUUUGCCUAAAGCUCGUGGAACUGUCAACUCACUUUAUCGCCUAGGAGCUCGAGGCCACAAAAAAGGCAUUCCAUGGAGGCCGCAGCUCUGCUGCCCCAAGGAAGUGGAGCAGUCUCUGCGCGAAUACUUCAGGUUGCAUCCUCAUUGCACUCAGUUCCGAGCACAACCACCAAUGAUUCAACUUCCUGCCAAGUUUGUUGUUUGCUGGAAACUGGACGAACGAUCCUUCGAGCCUGACAUAGGCGGACUUCGGCUAGCCCGUUUCACCUCGUGGAAGCAGAAGGGACGACCGUCCCCACUGCCCUUUGGUCCUCCAAGGUGA
Messenger RNA from Durusdinium trenchii, 2955 nucleotides. The record is from the annotation of a GenBank genome assembly. Lineage: Eukaryota; Dinophyceae; Suessiales; Symbiodiniaceae.